Messenger RNA from Pristis pectinata (smalltooth sawfish), 2451 nucleotides. RefSeq names its product bile acid receptor-like. The record is from RefSeq and is a predicted model, not a curated record. The coding region runs from base 260 to 1840 and encodes 526 amino acids. The transcript is spliced from 12 exons. Gene Ontology annotation, molecular function: zinc ion binding; ecdysone binding; nuclear receptor activity. Lineage: Eukaryota; Metazoa; Chordata; Chondrichthyes; Rhinopristiformes; Pristidae. Gene Ontology annotation, biological process: ecdysone receptor signaling pathway; cell differentiation; bile acid signaling pathway. Gene Ontology annotation, cellular component: nucleus.
AUGUCUGGAGCCAGAGUGUUUGCAAAGAGCCUCUGAUAAAUAGGCAAAAAAGGCCCUGCUCGCUCCAGCUGGACUUCAGUGACGCUCAGAGAUCAUUGUAUCCUCACGUAACAACUGAAGCAGGCAAGAACAUCCUAUACUCCACCAAAUUCUGCGUCUGUGCAAUUGUUUAUAAUCAGAUCAACAAACAGUACAUGAAUGAAACACUGGACGGGGUCAGAGGCCAACAUGGCUGGGCACAGCCACUUAGCUCUUUCAGAUGGAUACUGUCUUGCAGAACCACCCCAGCUCUAUGAUGACACGGCUUCAAGUUAUUGACAAUUGCGAUAUGGCCCAUUUUCGAGGAAUUCAAUACCCCCAUAAUGCAGGGGUCGCCUGUAAAGUUCUGACUGAUCAGAUUAGCUAUCCACUUCAAGACCCCGAUCUACAGAUGCCUCCAUACAGCCAGUAUCCCAACAUGCAGUUCUCUACGAUGGCAACACCUCAGCAGCAGACGCAUUAUUCCGCUCAUAAUUACUACCCUCAGUAUUCACCAGAAGGACAUUAUUCUCCUAGCUCAUAUGAGCUAAGCAAACCACAGUAUUUGGGCUCCAGUGUUGCAGAUGGAGGAAUACCUGUGAUGAAAAGACCAAGACUCAAUAAUUCAUCUUUGCGAGUAAAGGGAGAGGAGGAGUUGUGUGUGGUGUGUGGGGACAAAGCUUCAGGGUAUCACUAUAAUGCACUAACCUGUGAAGGAUGCAAAGGAUUUUUCCGCCGGAGUAUCACCAAGAAUGCUGUGUAUAAAUGUAAGACUGGUGGGAACUGUGAAAUGGAUAUGUAUAUGCGGAGGAAAUGUCAGGAAUGCCGGCUGAAGAAAUGCAAGGCAGUGGGGAUGCUAGCUGAAUGUUUGCUAACAGAAAUCCAGUGUAAAUCUAAACGCCUGCGGAAAAACACCAAACAAGUCAUGGAUCUUUUUUGCAGCAUAAAGACAGAGGAAGACGGUGUUGACAACAAACAGGUUUCAUCUACAACCAAGGCUGGAAAGAUCCAGGAGAGAGUAGAGUUUACAGCUGAACAACAACAGCUCCUUGAUUACAUUGUAGAAGCUCAUCACAAGUACCGAAUACCCCAAGAAGCAGCAAGAAAAUACUUGUUGGAACCUGCAAAUCCUGUGGAGGAUUUUCUCCGGCUGUCAGAGAAUGCUACCUUGCAAGUGGAAGUAUUGGUAGAAUUUACUAAAAGAUUGCCAGGAUUCCAGACAUUAGACAAUGAAGACCAGAUUGCAUUGCUAAAAGGUUCCACUGUGGAAGUGAUGUUCCUUCACUCUGCACAGCUGUACAACCAGCGCCUCACACAGAGCAGUCACCAAUAUAUUCAGGAUACUGAUCACUAUUCCACACUCCCUGGGUGUUGUCCCAGCCAAUGCUUUGAAGAGCAUAUUCCAGCUGUUAUGAUGGAGCAGUCUAAUUUGGAUGAGAUCUCAAUUGUAGUUCCAAAUCGCACAUUAGGUAUAGCUGAAGAAUUUAUAACACCAUUGUUCGAUUUCUACAGAAGCAUGGGAGAACUGAAUGUGACAGAUACUGAAUAUGCCUUACUUUCUGCAACCACAAUUCUUUUCUCAGAUCGACCCUAUUUAAAGAAUAAAACGCAUGUAGAAAAAUUACAGGAGCCUCUUUUGGAGAUUUUACACAAAUAUUCCAAGAUCCAUCAUCCUGAGAGUCCACAGCGCUUUGCUCGUCUUUUGGGUCGACUUACUCAGCUUAGAACUCUUAACCACAAUCAUUCAGAAGUAUUGAUGUCUUGGAAGAUAAAGGAUCAGAAACUUACACCCUUGCUGUGUGAAAUUUGGGAUGUACAAUGAUGGAUUAUUGCAGAGCAUUGUUAUAUAUUUUUGGACUGGUCAGUGCAAGUGUAAGCCAAGCUUUUAUUUUGUAGUACAAAUUCGUGGCAAAAUAAAAGAUGGAAAAUCUCCCUUUAAUUUCCUUCAGUCAGCAGCUACUUUGCCAAAUCAAUUGUCUCGGAACUCAUUAGUCACUGAAGUUUUAUUAAUAUAAUCUAACUUUUGUUUAUUAUACUGAUCAACAGCUUGUCACUUGGUUGUUAUAUUUUUACUUUGUAAAACAUCUGUUCUUACUCGGUACAAGGAUAACCCACCAAUAAUUAAGACAGAUGAAUUCACUUUUUAAAAAAAAUUUAUAUGAACUGUUCCAUUCCAGGGAGUUUAUUGAGAAAUUUUAACUACAGCAAUAGAUAUAAAAUCAGUUCUUGGAUAGUUGCAUUCCCAAAUAUUUUUAAAUUCUUAUAAUCAGUUUAAUUUUAACAUAAUUUUAUAUAAAAUAUUACACAAUGCUGGGUUAAAGUAUGGACUUACCAAAAUCACCAAAAUGCAUUUCUGAUUGUUUUAUCAUAUCUAUUAUGUGUCAAUGAUUUAUAGAAGAAAAUGUAACAUAUCUUGAAAUGGUAGAAUUUAAG